AAGACGGUGACGGUCUCUUGAUUGCCACGGAAAAUAUCAGUUUGAGAUAUUGAAUGGCGUCCAGUCUUCGUUCUUCGGCCGCCGUAAACCUCUGCUACCACCGCUGUAACUCAUCGAUGCUCGCCGCUACCAAUCCUCAACUUCCUUCCAUCCAAUUCAUGUCUUCCGGCAAUUGUUCUAAGAGUAGCGUCAUCUCCGCCUCACGCCGUUCAUCUCUACUUCCGCCGCGGAAUUCCUAUUUUUGGCUUGGCCGAUGCGGUGCUACGAGUCCUCAUCCACCUUCUCCUCCUGAAUCUGGACCACCGCCUGGAGAAGAAGAGGAUUCUGAUUCAGGUUCAGUGGCAUCUCUCUCUAGAUUUCAAGAAAGUGUUCAGAUUUUUUUUGCUGUUCUUUUCUGGAUGUCUCUUUUCUUCUGGUCAUCUGUAUGGGACGGACGGAAAAAGGGCAGAUCCGAUAAGGGACCUAGAUUCUGGAAAUGAAUCUGUGAACAUUUAGCUUGUAUAUAUUAUGGUAAAACUAGGUGGAUCAUCACUGGGUAAAAAAACAGCAGCUACUCUAGAAGUAAGCCACAACCAUAUAUAUAACUAUCAAAACAUCUCUAUAUUCCUUGCAAUGCACAAGUUCUGCAGAUCUCUUUCAUUUAGUUUGCAGGGAUUUGAUGAUCUUCGUAAGAUCCCACAUUGGUUGGGGAGGGAACAUAGGUUGCCUUAUAAGGGACUUGAUACCUUCUUUAUCAAAUGCAUUUUAAAACCGUGAGCCUAGGUCUGGAUGGAACGGACACUAUCUGGCACUGUUAGUCUGGGAUGUUACCAUCUUGUUGCAUAUGGCUAAUCUUGCUCUUGUAGAACUUGGUAGAUGGUAUUUUGAAGUUUC
Molecule: messenger RNA, 873 nt
Organism: Cynara cardunculus var. scolymus (artichoke)
Lineage: Eukaryota; Viridiplantae; Streptophyta; Magnoliopsida; Asterales; Asteraceae
Exons: 2
Coding region: 54-479 (141 amino acids)
Source: RefSeq, a predicted model, not a curated record